Messenger RNA from Sphaerulina musiva SO2202, 2421 nucleotides. RefSeq names its product myo-inositol-phosphate synthase. Bases 733 to 2334 code for a protein of 533 amino acids. Lineage: Eukaryota; Fungi; Ascomycota; Dothideomycetes; Mycosphaerellales; Mycosphaerellaceae. Gene Ontology annotation, cellular component: cytoplasm. The record is from RefSeq and is a predicted model, not a curated record. Gene Ontology annotation, molecular function: inositol-3-phosphate synthase activity. The transcript has 2 exons. Gene Ontology annotation, biological process: inositol biosynthetic process; phospholipid biosynthetic process.
AACAUGUACCACCAAGCCAUUCGGAGAAGGCUGCUUGCUGCAUAUACGAUGUCCGUCAAGCCGACCCAGAUGAACGAAGCCGUGCCUCAGCCCUCACCAUUCUCUCAACGUCCACGCGGGCCCGACUCAUCAUCCUCCCUCCUGUCCCCUUCAAUGGUCCAGUCUUGGUGAAGAGCAGGGCGUCGUCGAUGGUGGCCCAGAAUGGAUAUAUCCCACUUCACUUGCCGAGGCAGUCUUUGCUGUACGCAGCCGAACGGUCCACACUCGUACGACAGACAGAACAUAGGAGGUGCACGGUAUAACGUAGUUACGCGAGAAGAAAGGAGCCGCGUAGAAGCACGAGAAAGCGAAGCGGAGCGAGGCGAGGCACCACCGGAGAAACGUUCGGCCCGCCCACGCUCCUUUUGCAGCUGCUCGGAGGGAUAUGUGCAAAGGCAGCAACAACAGUUCCUCCUAGCUCACGUACAUCGUCGCAAUCUUGCCAAAACGAUACGCUCAACCGGAAAUGAAAUCCAUCACGCGAUGAGGGAGCCCUGAAAGCGGUGAGGAGCAUAAGAACCUGCUGUUCCCCCGUCUCAUCUUGUCUUUCCUUUUUCCUCUCCUCCUCACUCACUAAAUCAUUCUCCUCAUACACUUCGUCUCCGUUUUUCAAUAUCACUCUUCUGAACAACACUGCCACAAUUGCACUUCUGUCUCCGCAUUACUCCAGACAUUCUCCACACACCAAGCAAAAUGGCUCCUCAUGCAAAUGACUCGGAAGCCUACUCUGCAGGCACCCCAUUGACGCGAGGUGGCAGCUCUACAGACUUCACUGUCGACGCGACCAACGUACAAUAUACAGGCCAAGACAUCACGAGCAAGUAUCGCUAUCGCACAACUGAAGUCAAGCGUGUCGACGGCAAGUACGUUGCAAAGCCCAAAGAGACUGUAUACGACUUCAAGACGCAACGCAAUGUGGGGAAAGUUGGCGUCAUGCUCGUUGGGCUCGGUGGUAACAACGGAACCACUGUGACUGCGGGUAUCAUUGCCAACCGCCGCAACCUGACCUGGGAGACCCGUGAAGGUCCACGCGCCGCAAACUACUAUGGCUCGGUUGUCAUGUCUUCCACUGUCAAGCUUGGCACCGAUGCCGAGACUGGUGCCGACGUGAACAUUCCCCUGCAGAGCUUGCUACCCAUGGUGCAUCCCAACGACCUGGCAAUCGGUGGCUGGGACAUCAGUGGCAUGGACCUCGCUUCUGCUAUGGAUCGUGCACAGGUCCUCGAGCCCACCCUGAAGCAACUAGUCAAGAAGGAAAUGGCCGGCAUGAAGCCCCUGCCAAGCAUAUAUUACCCAGACUUCAUCGCCGCAAACCAGGGUGAUCGGGCAGACAAUGUCAUUCCCGGCUCCAGAGCCUGCUUGGAACAUGUCGAACACAUUCGUCAGGAUAUCCGCGACUUCAAGUCGAGCAACCACUUGGACAGAGUCAUUGUCUUGUGGACUGCCAACACGGAGCGUUAUGCCGACAUCAUCCCGGGCGUCAACGACACUGCCAAGAAUCUCAUGACGUCCAUUGAGGCUGGCCACGAAGAGGUCUCUCCAUCUACAGUGUUUGCAGUCGCUUGUAUUUUGGAGAACGCACCAUUCGUCAAUGGGUCACCGCAGAAUACCUUUGUGCCCGGUUGCAUCGAGCUCGCGGAGCAACACAAUGCUUUCAUUGGCGGCGAUGACUUCAAGUCUGGUCAGACCAAGAUGAAGUCUGCGCUCGUUGAUUUCCUCAUCAAUGCAGGCAUCAAGCUUACAUCGAUUGCGAGCUACAACCAUCUCGGCAACAAUGAUGGCAAGAACCUGUCGUCGCAGAAGCAAUUUCGGUCCAAGGAGAUCUCCAAGUCGAACGUGGUCGAUGACAUGGUUGCUGCUAACAAUGUGCUCUACGAAAAGGACGAGCACCCUGACCACACUGUGGUGAUCAAGUACAUGCCCGCGGUGGGCGAUAACAAGCGUGCACUUGACGAGUACUAUGCCGAGAUCUUCUUGGGUGGGCAUCAGACCAUCAGUAUCUUCAACGUCUGCGAGGACUCUCUGCUGGCGUCGCCCUUGAUCAUCGACCUGGUCAUCAUUACAGAGCUGUUUACACGUAUUCAAUGGCGCCACGAUGGGGAGGAGGACUACAAGAGCUUCCACAGUGUGCUGAGUGUGCUGAGUUACAUGCUCAAGGCACCACUGACACCGCCCGGCACACCCGUCGUCAAUGCUCUUGGUAAGCAACGCAGCGCGUUGAUUAAUAUCUUGAAGGCAUGUGUUGGGCUGGAGCCUGAGAACGACAUGACGCUGGAGCACAAGAUUGGCUGCUGAGCGGGCUGGGCAGCCACUGAUCGUUGUUGGUAAUGGCAGUAUAGAUAGAUGAUAUAAAGACUACCUACCUUAGCGUUUCAAUGAGAG